AUGUCCUCUCAAAAUACUGACGACCCGCGAGAUUCCAGCGCGGAGGCUACUGUAACAUUCCCUGCAACGUGGCAAACCGAUGCUCCAGAUGGAUUCAACGCCACGAUCAUGUUCGGCACUGGCCUCAUCAUGAUCACCCGUAACAGAUUUCUCGCGUGGCCAUCUCUUCUCCUUGCCCUGAACGGUCUCAUUAACCAACACCCUCUUCGGACGAAAGAAGGCGGCAACAGCCCGAUCACCACCCUCAUCGUUGCAGCCACUGCCCUCGUCACUGCCUACCUCCCACUCAUAAUGAUUGGUCCCAAAAAAGCGCAGCCGAUGCCGAUCACAUAG
This is a messenger RNA of Fibroporia radiculosa, 333 nucleotides long. RefSeq lists its product as uncharacterized. The transcript has 5 exons. The coding region runs from base 1 to 333 and encodes 110 amino acids. The record is from RefSeq and is a predicted model, not a curated record. Lineage: Eukaryota; Fungi; Basidiomycota; Agaricomycetes; Polyporales; Fibroporiaceae.